This is a messenger RNA of Protopterus annectens (West African lungfish), 9298 nucleotides long. RefSeq names its product alpha-tectorin-like. The record is from RefSeq and is a predicted model, not a curated record. The transcript has 29 exons. The coding region runs from base 229 to 8865 and encodes 2878 amino acids. NCBI's taxonomy places the organism in Eukaryota, Metazoa, Chordata, Ceratodontiformes, Protopteridae. Gene Ontology annotation, biological process: cell-matrix adhesion.
AACAGUUAACCAAAAGGUUAGGAAACUGAUGUGCAGUUCCUGUGUACUGUAUAGUUCUUUCUUACUGCUGUCAGAUAGAAAGCUUUCAAAUAAGGAGAAGGAAAAAAGAAACAUUUUGAAUAUAAAAGGUGGAGUACAGCCUAUAAUAUAGGAUGCUAAACCCCUAACUUCAUCAAAGCAUCAAAGCAACAAGGGUAGUCUUCAAAAUAGCAGAAAAUCAAUUUAAUAAUGAAGACGGCGAUAUUCACAAUACAUUUCAUUUUAUUGGAGCUGACAUGUACUUCUGGACAAACUACAGAUGCACAUUUGUAUCCAUUUGGCACAUCAGAAGGAGACAAAUCAAAUCCAAAAGUUGAUGACAGUGGAUCCCCUGCAAUACCUAUCGCAGUUGUAUUCCAUUUUUUUGAAACGUCAUACUCAUCCCUUUAUGUGAACAAUAAUGGAGUUGUUUCCUUUGGAGUAGCAGUGUCACAAUACACACCUGAUGCAUUUCCACUGGCAGAUGGACGAGCAUUUGUGGCACCAUUCUGGGCAGACAUUCACAGUGGUUUGUAUGGUGAGGUUUACUACAGAGAAAGUAAAAAUGACCAGAUUCGUAACAGAGCAACUGCAGACAUCAGAAGAUACUUUCCAGAUCUGCAGUUCACUGCUACCUGGGUAUUUGUAGCUACCUGGGACAGAGUAGCUUAUUAUGGCUCGUCAUCAAGAAAGGCAAACACUUUCCAAGCUGUCCUGAUCUCAGAUGGAUCCCUAUCAUUUAUUGUCCUAAACUACGGUAAGAUAGAGUGGACAACAGGCACUGCAAGUGGUGGUGCUGCUGCAACAGGAUUAGGUGGAACAGCUGCACAGGCUGGAUUUAACAGUGGAAACUCAAAACAUUACUUCAACAUCCCUGGGUCUCGAACAAGCAGUAUUCUGAAUAUUGGGUCAACAAGCAAUGUCAACUAUCCAGGAAGAUGGGUAUUCAGAGCAGAUGUAUUCAGUGUCGUUGGUGGAUGCACAUAUAAUGCACGAUUUCUAAGAAAUGGUGAUGUAUUCUGGCCAGAAAACAACUGUGAAAAAAAGUGCAAAUGUUCUGAAGACAAAGUUAUCUGCCAGAAUGAAGGCUGUUCUGCUUAUGAAAAAUGCCAGUCAUCCUCCUGGUACUACAUCUGCAAAACUGUGGGUUCAAAGACAUGCUCAGCAUUUGGUGACCCUCACUACCACACAUUUGAUGGAAGGCUAUUCCAUUUUCAGGGCACGUGUACAUAUGUUUUGUCAAUGGUAUGUGCAAACAGUCCAAAUAUCCAGAAUCUUACCACUUACAGAAUUGAGGUAAAAAAUGAGAACCGUGGAAAUGCACUGGUGUCUUGGACACGACUUGUAAGGGUGAUCACAUAUGGUACUGAAAUAAUUAUGACCAAAGACAACACAGACCAUGUCAUGGUGAACAACAUAACAACUUCACUUCCUUUGUCUCUAAUGAAUGGAAGAAUCAAAGUUUAUAAAAGUGGUUUUUCAGUCACUAUCACUACAGAUUAUGGAUUGGUUGCCAGCUAUGAAGGAAAUAACCAUAUCUCUGUCUCCGUACCUUUGAAUUAUUUCAAUUCUACCUGUGGACUAUGUGGAACUCUGACAAAUGACAUGUCUGAUGAUUUUCUGACAUCAACUGGAAAGAUAUCACAAUCAGAAGAACUAUUUGCCAAAAGCUGGAAGGUGCAGGAGAAUGAUGCAUCUUGCAGAGAUGACUGUAAUGGUACCUGUCCAACCUGCACACCAGAAAAGCAAGCGAUAUAUGCUAGAAAUGACUACUGUGGCAAAAUGGGUAACCCUCAAGGACCAUUUAGUGCCUGCAGCAGCGUUCUUUCCCCUAAUAAUUUUAUAGAGAGCUGCGCUUAUGAUCUUUGUAGCAUUGGUAAUGAUAUGACAACUUUAUGCGACGCUCUCACUUCAUACUCUGCACGUUGUCAGUCUGAAGGAGCACAAAUACAGUUAUGGCGAUCACCAAGCUUCUGCGGGAUCACCUGCCCAGAAAACAGUCAUUAUCAGUUCUGUGCUACUGCCUGUCCAGCAAGCUGUGCAGAUUCAACAGCUCCAUUGUACUGUACCCAGCCCUGCAAGGAGAGCUGUGUUUGUAAUGAUGGUUAUAUUCUAAGUGUGGGAAGAUGUGUUCCGCUGAGUCAGUGUGGGUGUCAGUACCAGGGUCGUUACUAUGAUAUUGGAGAGGAGGUGAUAACAACUGACAACUGUUCCACUAAAUGCAAAUGCAUAAACAGUAACAGCGGAAUGGACUGCCAAAAUUAUGGUUGCAUGCCUUAUGAGGAAUGCAAAAUUAAAAAUGGUGCUCGUGGUUGCUACCCAGCAAAGAAUGGAACAUGUUGGACUUCUGGUGAUCCGCAUUAUCACACCUUUGAUGACCGUCCCUUUGAUUUCCAAGGUAUAUGUAGAUAUACUCUGAGCAAAUAUUGUGGCUCCUUAACUCACCUUGUGAACUUCAGUGUUAAGGUAGUAAAUGAGCACAGAGGAGGAAGUACUGUUGUGUCAUGGACUCGGGAAGUACAGCUCACUGUCUACAGUCAUGAAAUUGUGAUGACAUCUGGAGAGAAGGGCAGAGUGAAGGUUAAUGGAAGUAGUACAAAUCUGCCUCUUAGUCUUGAUUCUGACAAAAUCCAUAUUUAUCAAAGUGGAUCAUCAGCUACCGUACAGACAUACUUUGGUUUGUCUUUGUCCUAUGACUGGCGCUACCUUGUUAAGCUCACCUUACCUGCUACUUACGAAGGACAGCUUUGUGGUCUGUGUGGAAAUUUUAAUGGGAAUGGAAGCGAUGACUUCACCAUGCCAAAUAGUUCACUGGCUAUGAAUGCCCUGAGCUUUGGAAAGAGCUGGAUAGAGCCAAAUUCAUCUGCAUCAUGCUUACCCACCGAAGAGGUUCCUGAAUGCUCUGAAGGCAAAAGACAGCAGUACAGCUCCUCAGUGCAGUGUGGAAUCAUCACAGCUGCAACUGGUCCUUUCAGAAACUGUCAUGAUAGAGUUGACAGUAGUAUCUACUUUGAAAACUGUGUCUAUGACCUAUGUGCUAUGAACGGAGAUCAAUCAACCCUUUGUGAGGCAGUGAAAAGCUAUGCUGUACAGUGCCAGGGACAUGGAAUAACUGUAGAUCAUUGGAGAAACAUCACAAGAUGCGCUCUGCCAUGUCCAGCAAACAGUCACUAUGAAAUCUGUGGGUCGCCAUGUCCAGCAUCUUGUGCAAACAUUUCAGUUCCUUUUAGAUGUCCAACACCAUGCACAGAAGUCUGUCAGUGUGAUAACGGCUUUGCCUUGAGUGGCAUGGAAUGUGUACCACUUUCAGAGUGUGGCUGUACAUACAACAAUAGGUACUACAAGGCAGGGGAGGUCUUCUGGAUGGGAAGAAAUUGUCAAGAGAAAUGCAUGUGUGAUGCAGUCACCAAAAAUGUACAAUGUUCCAGUUCCUCGUGUGCAUCUACAGAAAUCUGUGGAGACAAAAAUGGCUUCUAUGGCUGCCACAGGCUCCCUGAUGGUGUAUGUCGGGCUGGCGGUGACCCACAUUACAUGACAUUUGACAGAUUAAGUUAUGACUUCCAAGGGACCUGCAGAUAUAUUUUUGCUGAAUUGUGUAAUUCAUCUGAUACAAAAGACUAUUUUCGAAUUGAGGUUGCAAAUGAAAACUGGGUUGGUGUUCCAGUUUCUGUCACAGCAGAGGUCUUCAUUUUUGUAUACAAUACUCAGAUAGAAUUUCACAGAGGAAAUCCUGGAAUUGUUAAGGUAAAUGGAAGGAUUGUCAAUCUUCCAGUGUACUUCAAUCAAAGUCAGAUAGUCAUUAGCUCGAAUGGUGUUUAUACUGUCAUGAGAACCAGCUUUGGACUUACUAUCACAUAUGAUAUGAACUCCAUUCUGUCAGUCACCAUUGUUCCUGAAUACAGAGGCAGAACAUGUGGACUUUGUGGUAACUUCAAUGGACAAGCAUCGGAUGAUUUCACUGCCCGCUCUGGCUCCUUAGUAAGCAAUGCAUUUCUGUUUGCUUCAGACUGGAAAACCCAGGAUAACAGCAGACCUGGCUGCAAUAAUGGUUGCCAUGAAUCGUGUCCUGUUUGUACAAAGGAAAGCCUUCCCAAAUCGAUCUCAAGCUGUGGCAUUAUUAAGGCUAUCCAAGGACCAUUCUCACUAUGCCAUUCAGAUGUUGACCCAGAACCUUUUGUUCAAAACUGCAUCUAUGAUGUCUGCCUUUCUGGAAAUGAUAAUACCAUCUUAUGCCAGUCAAUUCAGGCAUAUGUAGUUGCUUGCCAAACAGCAAAUAUAACUGUGCUAAGGUGGAGGAAUCAAACGUCCUGUGGUUUUCCUUGUCCAGCUAACAGUCACUACGAGAUCUGUGGGUCUUCAUGCCCAGCAUCUUGCAUAAACCUUGGAUUUCCAAUCAGCUGCUCAACACCUUGCACAGAAGUCUGCCAGUGUGAUGAUGGGUUUGUGCAGAGUGGCACAGAUUGCGUACCUGUGGCACAGUGUGGCUGCACGUAUAACAACAGAUACUACAAGGCUGGGGAGGUCUUCUGGAUGGGAAGCAAAUGUGAAGAGAGAUGCAUGUGUGAUGCAGCCACAAAAUCUGUUCAGUGUAACAGUUCCUCCUGUACAUCUACUGAAAUCUGUGGAAAUAAAAAUGGCAUCUAUGGCUGUCACAGGCUCCCUGAUGGUGUAUGUCGGGCUGGUGGUGACCCCCAUUACAUGACAUUUGACAGAUUAAGUUAUGACUUCCAAGGUACCUGUAGAUAUAUUUUUGCUGAAUUGUGUAAUUCAUCUGAUACAAAAGACUAUUUUCGAAUUGAGGUUGCAAAUGAAAAUUGGGUUGGUGUUCCAGUUUCUGUCACAGCGGAGGUCUUCAUUUUUGUAUACAAUACUCAGAUAGAAUUUCUCAGAGGAAAACCUGGAACAGUUAAGGUGAAUGGAAAAGUUGUCAAUCUCCCUUUGUACUUCAAUCAGACUCAAAUGGGUAUUAACUGGAAUGGAGUGUAUAUAGUUUUGAGAACCGAAUUUGGUCUGACUGUCACUUAUGAUAUGAAUUCCAUUCUUUCUGUAAUGAUUGCUCCUGAAUAUAGAGGCAGAACCUGUGGCUUGUGUGGCAACUUCAAUGGACAAACAUCAGAUGAUUUCACUCUGCGGUUAGGGUCUGUAGAAAGCAAUGCAUUUCACUUUGCUUCAGAUUGGAAAACCCAGGAUAACAGCAGACCUGGCUGCAAUAAUGGUUGCCAUGAAUCAUGUCCUGUUUGCACAAAGGAUCAAAUAGCCAAAGCAGCUUCCAGCUGUGGCAUUAUAAAGGAUACCCAGGGGCCAUUUACACUAUGUCACUCAGAUGUUGACCCCGAACCAUUUGUUCAAAACUGCAUCUAUGAUGUCUGCCUUUCUGGAAAUGAUAAUGCCAUCUUAUGCCAGUCAAUUCAGGCAUACGUAGCUGCUUGCCAAGCAGGAAAUAUAACUGUGCUAAGCUGGAGAAAUCAAACGUCUUGUGGUUUGCCAUGCCCAGCUAACAGUCACUACGAGAUCUGUGGGUCCUCAUGCCCAACUACUUGUGUAAACCUUGAAUUUCUACUCAGCUGCUCAACACCUUGCACAGAAGUCUGUCAGUGUGAUGAUGGGUUUGUGCAGAGUGGAACAGAUUGUGUACCUGUGGCACAGUGUGGAUGCACGUAUAACAACAGAUACUACAAGUCUGGGGAGGUCUUCUGGAUGGGGAACAACUGUGAAGAGAGAUGCAUGUGUGAUGCAGCCACAAAAUCUGUUCAAUGUUCCAGUUCCUCCUGCACAUCUACUGAAAUAUGUGGAAAUAAAAAUGGCAUCUAUGGCUGCCAUAGGCUCCCUGAUGGUGUAUGUCGGGCUGGAGGUGACCCCCAUUACAUGACAUUUGACAGACUAAGUUAUGACUUCCAAGGUACCUGCAGAUAUAUUUUUGCUGAGCUGUGUAAUUCAUCUGAUGUAAAAGAUUAUUUUCGGAUUGAGGUUGCAAAUGAAAACUGGGUUGGUGUUCCAGUUUCUGUCACAUCUGAGGUCUUCAUAUUCAUAUACAAUACUCAAAUAGAAUUUCAUCGAGGAAAUCCUGGAAAAGUUAUGGUUAAUGGAAUAAUUGUCAGUCUACCGGUGUACUUCAACCAAAGCCAGAUAACUGUUUUUCGGAAUGGAGCAUAUACUGUUAUGAAAACCAGCUUUGGUCUGACAGUCACUUAUGAUAUGAGUUCCAUCCUAUCUGUCACCAUUGCUCCAGAAUAUAGAGGCAGAACCUGUGGUUUGUGUGGUAACUUUAAUGGACAUGCAUUCGAUGAUUUCACUGUACAUGCUGGUUCACUGGUGCAAAGUGCAUUCUUGUUUGCCUCAGACUGGAAAACACAGGAUAACAGCAGAGAUGGCUGCAGUAAUGGUUGCCAUGAAUCAUGUCCUGUUUGCUCAAAGGAACACCUUGCAAAGGCAUCCUUAAGCUGCAGCAUUAUAAAAGAUGCCAAAGGGCCAUUUGCACUAUGCCACUCGGAUAUUGACCCUGAGCCUUUUGCUCAAAACUGCAUUUAUGAUGUCUGUCUUUCUGGAAAUGAUGAUGCCAUCCUAUCGCAGUCAAUUCAGGCAUAUGUUGGUGCUUGCCAGUCAGCAAAUAUAAAUGUGCUGAGCUGGAGGAAUGAAACAUUCUGUGCAAUGCAAUGUCCUCAAAACAGCCACUAUGAGCAAUGCGGUCAUAACUGCUUUACAUCAUGUGCUCCUGGACUAACAUCAAGUUACUGCAACACACCCUGUUUUGAAGGCUGUUUCUGCAAUGAUGACUUCUUGCUGAGUGGUGACAGUUGUGUUCCAGCUGACCAGUGUGGCUGUGUCCAUAAUGGUGUUUAUCAUACAGUUGGGGACAUAUUCUGGACUGAAGGCUGUACUCAGAAAUGUAAUUGCUUGUCACCAAAUAAUCUCAGAUGUGUCCCUUCGAACUGCAAUGAAACCCAACAAUGCACUGCACGUCAUGGAAAACUGGGAUGUCUGAGUACCUUUGGCACUUGCACAGUUGGAGGAGACCCACAUUAUUAUACCUUUGAUGGGUCUAGUGCUCAUUUCCAAGGAAGCUGCUCUUAUGAAAUUGCUAAAACUUGUAAUCAUUCAUCUGACUUUGGAUUCACUGUUAGUGCUGAAAACCGGAGAAGAGGAAACCCCCACGUGUCGUAUGUUUCACGAGCGGAAGUUCAGCUAUGGAGUGGAAGAAUUCAGGCAAAAGUCAUUCUAGGAGCAAGUAGAACUGUACAGGUUAAUGGAGAAAAUAUGGCAUUGCCUGCUAGUAUUGAAUCCUUGGCUUCCAUCUCACAGUUUGGUAAUAUGGUGGUUCUUAAAACAUCGAGAGAGGUUGAAGUGCACUACGACGGCCUUAGCACCUUGAUUGUCAGAGUGGGGAAGCAGUAUAAAAAUGCUUUAUGUGGAAUGUGUGGAAAUUUUAAUGAUGACCCUAAAGAUGAUAAGACUAUGCCUAAUGGAGAAGCAGCAAGAAAAGACCAGCAGUUUGGUAAUGCUUGGAAAUCACCAAACAGCAGGAAAGGAUGUGAAGAUGAUACUGAGACCACCAAACCAGUGUGUGAUGACUUAAAAGAGAAGGAGAGUCUCUGUAAAAUCAUAACCGAAGCACCAGGACCAUUCGUUGACUGUCACUGGCAUGUGGAUCCUAUGCCUUACUAUACCUCUUGUGUCUAUGACCUCUGUCAUUAUGGAACAGCAAACAGGAUGCUUUGUACAGCCAUUGGCUCAUAUCAGGAAGUUUGUCAGACACAUGGUGUAGAGAUUCCAACAUGGCAAACCAGUGUAAAUUGCUCUCUGCCGAGUCCCUGCGAAACUCAUAUGUGCACUGACAAUGAGUGGUGUGGAGAAUAUUAUGGAGAAUACGGUUGCUACUGUUAUGACAGUUCGGAUAAGGAAAUAAAAAAUUCCUAUGAUUACAAAGCAAAUUGCACUGGCAGCAGCAGCUUUGUUUCCCUGUCACGCUGCAUGGUGUUUACUGAUGGUGUUCAGUCAAGUGCCUUACAUCUGAAUGAUCCACAGUGUACUGGGAGAGUACAAGAUGGCAGGCUUAUAUUCCCCUUUGAUACCAAUAAAAGAACAUGUGGCAUGAAAAUGCAGGUUAAUGCAACACAUUUUAUCUACUACAAUGCCAUUCAAGGGAGAAAUGAAGACAAUUAUGGCAGUGUAUCAAACAGGGGGAAGAAAGUAUAUAUUGGCUUCACUUGUGAAUAUCCUCUGACCAUUAAUACAUCAUCACCUAGUUCUGGAAAGCCAGUAGAAAGUGUUAUCAAGGCAGCCUUCCAAUCUGGUUUAGGAUCAUAUGAGGCGAAGAUGAUGCUUUACCGUGAUUCUAAUUACAGCCAAAGGUUUACAGAUGCUUCUCUGGCACUUCGUGCGAAUGAUAAACUUUAUGUCGGAAUCAUUGUAACAGGAAUUGAUCCAAACAUGUAUGUAACAACACUUGCUUCAUGCUGGACCACUGUAAAAAAAGAGCCUUCUUCAAGUUCCAGAAAAGAUCUGAUUAUUAACCAAUGCCCAAAUCCAAAGGACUACGAUGUUGCUAUUGAUGAAGAUGGUGAAUCGCCAGUUGGAAGAUUUUCCUUCGUUGCAUUUAAUUCUGUGAAGUCUGGAGGGGAAAUCUAUCUUCAUUGCAGAAUUCAGCUUUGCAAUAUUCAGAAAACAACAUGCAGUGCAGACUGUUUAGAAAUGCAGCCACCAAAUGAUGAAAGAGAAGAACCUAAGGAUCUCCUUACCUGUGGACCAAUUUCUCAAUCAGUUUCUACAAGUGGAACCAAGCACAACUCCUUUUCAUUGUUUAUCCUAGUCUUGUUGUUCACCGUCAUCGUUUUUGUCCCUUAUAAAUAGCGUUAUCCAAUUCCAUGAGCAAAGCAUACCACUUGUCAUGUUAAAUUAGAAUAUAUAUAUAUAUAUAUAUAUAUAUAUAUAUAUAUAUAAAACAUAUUUUGUAUCUGAAGAGGGUCAAAAAGUGCUUUUUAAAUUUGUCAAUACUGUGAGAGCUAAGGCUUAUUUUAGAGUUAAAAAUAGAUGUGAUAUUUAUUUCUUGGAUGUUACUAAACUUGAUUAAUAGUUCUGAAAAUGGAUUAUCUUAAUAUUUUACAGAUAAGCAGAACUUAAACUAAACAUAUUGAGUGUUUUUGUACAAACUGCUAGAUAGUUACAUUCCUAGAGGAAAAUCAUCAGUGUAGUUUGAAAUGAAGUAUCACUUUUACUUUGAUGAGAUCAUUCUGAUUUAUAUAACAUCCUAGCAAUUUAAAAUAAACUCAGUGUCCUAUUUUGA